Messenger RNA from Argentina anserina (silverweed cinquefoil), 2100 nucleotides. RefSeq names its product pentatricopeptide repeat-containing protein At3g05340. Gene Ontology annotation, biological process: RNA modification. The record is from RefSeq and is a predicted model, not a curated record. Lineage: Eukaryota; Viridiplantae; Streptophyta; Magnoliopsida; Rosales; Rosaceae. Gene Ontology annotation, molecular function: RNA binding; protein binding. Gene Ontology annotation, cellular component: intracellular membrane-bounded organelle.
AUGGGUCUCUCACUUUCGCAACCUCACCUCUCACUACUCUUCCUCCUCCUGGGUCUCCUCUCUAUCCUCAAAACUAGGCUCAUUCACCACAACCCCAUUUCCCAACCCUCGCCGUUGGUCCUCAACCAUGUCAAUGUAAUCUCGCUUCUUUCCUCUUGUGGCAAAUAUCGCAACUUUCAAUUGGGUUCUUCCCUCCACGCCUCCAUCAUCAAGACCUUCGAACCCCAUAAUCGCAAUGCUGUUGUGAUAUGGAAUUCUCUUAUUUCCUUGUGCUUGAAAUGUGGGCAAGUGAGGGAUGCAGUUAAAGUGCUCAACGAAAUGCCUGUGAGAGAUACGGUGUCGUGGAAUACUGUGAUAUCUGGAUUGUUGAGGAAUGGGGAGUCUGAGAUUGGUUUCGGGUACUUCAAGAGAAUGUUGGAGUCGGGUUGUUGUCAAGUUGAUAAAGCUACUUUGACUUGCAUUAUAGCAGGUUUUGAUGGGGUGGAGUGUUGUUUCUUGAACAAGAUGAUGCAUGGUUUGGUGGUUCUUAAUGGGUUUGAGCGGGAAACUUCAGUGGGGAAUGCUUUGAUUACGUUGUAUUGUAAAUGUGGGUGCUUUGGCUCUGCGAGACGGCUUUUUGAUGAGCUGGUUGAGAGGAAUGUGAUUACAUGGACAGCGUUGAUUUCGGGCCUUGCACAUAAUGGUUUCUAUUCUGAGAGCUUGAAGUUGUUUGCGGAGAUGCGUGGUGGUGUGGUGGAACCCAAUGCUAUGACGUUUUUGGGCUCACUCAUGGCGUGUUCUGGAUUGCAGGCGAUAAAGGCCGGGCAUCAGAUGCAUGGACUUGUAUGGAAAUUAGGAAUGCAAUCAGAUUUGUGUUUUGAGAGCUCGUUGAUGUACAUGUAUUCGAAAUGUGGUAGUGUUGAAGGUGCAUGGAGAAUUUUUGAGUCCACUGAAGAACUUGAUGAGGUUUCUGUAACUGUUAUCCUUGUGGGUUUGCAGACUGGGCUUGAGACUGAAGCUAUCCAGAUUUUUGUGAAAAUGAUGAAGGCAGGGAUUGAUAUCGACCCAAACAUGGUUUCAGCAGUGCUUGGAGUUUGUGUUGAUACUUCUUUAGGUGUGGGAAAGCAACUCCACUCUUUAAUUGUCAAGAAGAAUUUUGGUUAUAAUUCUUUCGUUGUGAAUGGGCUUAUAAAUAUGUACUCCAAGUGUGGGGAGCUGGAAGAGUCGGCAAAGGUCUUCACUCAAAUGCCUCAAAGGAAUUCAAUGAUUGCAGCAUUUGCCCGUCAUGGAGAUGGCUCCAAAGCAUUGCAAUUGUACGAAAAUAUGAAAAUGAAAGGAGUACAACCAACAGAUGUCACAUUUCUGUCCCUACUUCAUGCUUGUAGCCAUGCUGGCUUGAUCGAGAGGGGCAUGAAAUUUCUGACUUGUAUGAAAUAAGACGAUGGGAUGAGUCCAAGGGAAGAACACUAUGCUUGUGUUGUUGACAUGUUAGGUCGGGCAGGACUUCUAACUGAGGCUAAAAAAUUUAUUGAAGGACUAUCUGAAAAUCCUGGUUUACUUGUUUGGCAAACAUAUGGUGCUUGUAGUAUUCAUGGUGAUUCUGAUAUUGGUAAAUAUGCUGCAGAUCAGUUGUUUUUGGCAGCGCCACAGAGUCCCGCACCAUAUGUUUUGCUUGCCAAUAUAUAUUCGUCUGAAGGCAGGUGGAAAGAGAGAGCAAAGGCUAUUAAGGGGAUGAAAGAGAUGGGGGUGGCAAAAGAAGCGGGUAUUAGUUGGAUUGAAAUUGAAAAGAUUCAGAGCUUUGUUGUUGGUGAUAAAAUGCAUCCACAAGCAGAGAUCAUUAAUAGGGUUUUGGCAGGUUUGUUUAGACUUAUGAAAGAUGAAGGAUAUGUUCCGGAUGAGAGCUUUAUACUCUCUCACUUCGAUCAAGAUGAAAAGAGAUGAGGGCCAAUCCUUCAAAUCUGAAUCUGCCAAAUUCAAGUACAUUGUAUCUCGAGAGACACUAAGGCAGGAUUAAGAUUCCAGUGAUUGCCAGAGUCUGCUCAGGUUCAAGGAGGAGAUAGCAAGUGAUCCCAGAGGUCAUCUUCAAACUUGGAAUGAAGCCAAUCCCUUCUGCAACUGGAC